Messenger RNA from Nothobranchius furzeri (turquoise killifish), 1216 nucleotides. It is a transcript of the gene hpcal1, whose product is annotated as hippocalcin-like 1. Gene Ontology annotation, molecular function: calcium ion binding. NCBI's taxonomy places the organism in Eukaryota, Metazoa, Chordata, Actinopteri, Cyprinodontiformes, Nothobranchiidae. The record is from RefSeq and is a predicted model, not a curated record.
AUGAUAAAGCCACUUCUGGCAGCGCGAGCGAGUCAAACCCGAGCUGCAGGAGCAACGUACUCGCUAAUUAGGUCAAACGCGGUUUUGUUCUUGUUUUUACCCCGAAAUAGUCAAACUCACUAGAGCAUCACUUAUUUUUUCAUUGUUUUUUUUUCUCCAUUUUUAUCAACAGGAGGUUGACUGAUAGUUAACGGUGAAGUUAGACACAACGUGGGAAAGAAAAGCUGAAGAAACUGGACUUUUUAACCGGAAAACCUGCAUUUACGUCUGUUUCCUUGCUGUAGCUGGCAGAGGUUCACAGGAGCAGAGGAAGCAGAGCCGCCUUCGGCACAGAGAGCAAAAGUGCAGGAAGGGUGGUUAAAGUGAGAAGAGAAGGUUGAAACACAAGCCCAGCUAUCUGCCUGCGUGGGAAAACGCCGCAUCAUGGGGAAACAGAACAGCAAGCUGCGGCCUGAGGUCCUAAACGACCUGAGAGAAAACACAGAGUUCACCGAUCACGAACUGCAGGAGUGGUACCGCGGUUUCCUGAAGGACUGCCCCACAGGCCACCUGACCGUGGAGGAGUUCAAGAAGAUCUACGCCAACUUCUUCCCCUAUGGCGAUGCCUCAAAGUUUGCCGAGCACGUCUUUCGCACGUUUGACACCAAUGGUGAUGCAACCAUUGACUUCAGGGAGUUCAUCAUCGCACUGAGCGUUACGUCUCGUGGUGGUUUGGAGCAGAAGCUUCGAUGGGCCUUCAGCAUGUACGACCUGGACGGGAAUGGUUACAUCAGCCGGGCAGAGAUGCUGGAGAUAGUUCAGGCCAUUUACAAGAUGGUGUCAUCAGUAAUGAAGAUGCCGGAGGACGAAUCAACGCCAGAGAAAAGGACAGAUAAGAUCUUCAGGCAGAUGGACAUUGAUAAUGAUGGUAGGUUGUCUUUGGAGGAGUUCAUUAAAGGUGCCAAGAGCGACCCGUCUAUCGUCAGACUGCUGCAGUCGGAUCAGGGAGCCUCUCAUCAGUUUUGAGGACAUGAACACACACACACCUUGAACACACCAACGUGUACCCAGCCUUUUACUGUUCCACAGCCUCCAAUUUAACACUCCUGUUUACAUUGAUGUAUAUUUCUCUUACAAGUGUGGCUCCUUUGUGGACUUUAAUGAGCUUUUGAGUUGGUUUUCCUUAUUUUUGUGCCUUUUUAAAACUCUUUCCACUCAAGUAAAGUGCCAAUAAUGC